This is a messenger RNA of Hyalella azteca, 3655 nucleotides long. Its product is annotated as beta-1,4-glucuronyltransferase 1. The record is from RefSeq and is a predicted model, not a curated record. Gene Ontology annotation, molecular function: glucuronosyltransferase activity. The transcript has 6 exons. Bases 260 to 1672 code for a protein of 470 amino acids. NCBI's taxonomy places the organism in Eukaryota, Metazoa, Arthropoda, Malacostraca, Amphipoda, Hyalellidae.
AGGCAAGUUUGAAUUUUGUUAUAUAGACUAGUUGAAUUUUGUUGUUGUCUGAACGCUACUGAGCAAUUAUUUUUCCCGAUCAGUUCGUAUGGACGUGAGUAGACAUGAUGUCAUGGUAUUCCGAGAACAUCAAACUCGUAUCAGGAGCUCGUAUAAAGAUAACGGCUAUUGUAUCUUCCGUCGUAUUCACAUAUUGAGUGUGAUCUCAAAGACAUAGAUUAUAAAGUUGCAGCUUCGGAUGUGAAACUUCAGUUCUUCGAUGCCGUCUCUCCCGUGCCUCCCGAGAAAUCGUCAUGUCACUCGCAGAAAGAUCGUCUUCACCAGCUUAUGCAUCGGUUUGUUAUUCCUCUUCUCCGCUGCUUAUCGAAAAAAAUUUUCUGAAAGAGGGAAGCUGACAUUUCCAGUUUCAGACAUCUUAUGGGCAAGCGCUGACCGCAAGAUCGAAGAGCACUUUAAUAAUACUACACCACACUUCAAAACACUCCUGACACAGCUACAGUCGCAACGUCGGCUUUCAACGACGACAAAACUUCACUCGCGUUCUGGAAGUUUGGUGGAACAUCCGCACUUCUGGCCAGCUCUUCGUCCUGCAAGCGAGGACUUGGUGGUCUGCUACACGACCUUCGCUACAGCCAACAGAUUGUUAUGGCUUCCUUGGAUCAUAGAAUCUUGGCAAGGUCCUGUGUCCGUCUCUGCCUACAUUCAAGGCAACGAAUUUUAUGCCGUUAAUAUCAUCGAAGCUUAUCUCCGGAAAUGCUACGGUGCCGGAAUGGCACGCGUCACCAUCCAUCUUGUGUACCCAAGUGACGACAGACCAGAGUUUGGACUGAGAGCAAACGAUUCGAUUGAUUUGAAUAGUCUAAAAUGUGGCAGUCCGGAAGAAGCAAUUAAUGAUAUCCUGACAUCGUUUGAAUUAGAUCCAACGAAAACGAACGAACAAUUCCCACAAAACUUUAUGCGGAAUUUGGCUCGACGUGGCUGCGACACACCGUUUUCCGUCUCUGCCGAUGUUGACAUGAUUCCUUGCCCAUACAUGUACGAAAAUCUCUCUGCCUUUUUGAAAUUUAAACCUGAUUGUGAGAAGUGUGCUUAUGUCAUCCCUAUAUACGAGAUUCAAAAUUCACCGGGAAAUUUGCUACCGUCUACCAAAAAAAGUUUGAUGCGCUUGGUGAGGAAGAAAGAAGCAAGAAUAUAUCACAGCAAGGUUUACUCCCGAAACCAAGGCAACAGCAAAUUGGAAAAAUGGGGCACCGACGUGUCCAACUCGUCCGCUGAUGCCCUCUUCUGGACACUGAAUGGCAGAGGCAACCGCAGCAUCGAGGCCGUGGACAGCGUCGAGGAACUGGCGCCAUACCAAGAACUCUACAACAUCACCUCGUACCAGGAGUUCUGGGAGCCAAUUGUGGUUCUUGACAGAAGAGCGCCAGAGUUUGACGAACGAUUUGUGGGCUUCGGUCACUGCCGGAGUAGUUUGCACUACCUGCUGCACGCGCUGGGCUUCCAGUACUGGGUGCUGGAUCGCGCCUUCCUCAGUCACUUCGGCUUCCAGAACCUCAAAACUUAUGCGAAAUUUAGACUGCGUGAAAUAAAGGAAAAUUAUCAGCGCUACAAAAUUUUGAAAAAAGAAUUGCAAGUUGGCCUCGAGUCUUUGAAACUCAAGACGGAAUCUUAAAUGUAAAUACUUAUCUGUAAUAGUUGAUUUAAUUUUUUACAAUGAGGUUAGCAAAAGAGAAAAAUUAUUUCAUAUUGAAAUUAAAGUGAUGUCUGAUGCCAUUAGAGAAGAGAGAAUAACGCCAGUGCGUCGUCAAAGGGAGACGGUAAGAUAUUCGGAGACAAAAUAUUCUGGAUAAUCCUACAUUUUCAAUUGUAUGAGACCGAUUAUCAAGUACGAAAAGAAUUCUCUGGGAAAAGUUCUAAAAAUUUCAUAACCUAGGAUUGUAGGAUAGUAGACACAUCUAUAAAUUGAUUUGCAAGGAAGGUUAAUUAAAACCAGCAUGCUUUUUGUGUGAAAAAUCUAUUAAAUGUUCGACUGAGAUUACCGGCAAAACACUUCUGUCGAACACUGAAUUGAUUUCGUGCCACUCUCUUCAAUACAUAUUUCAACCAUGCUUCAAUCUACCAGAAGAAUUGAAUUGUCAUGUGAUUGAUGAUACUGUGUAUUCAUAGCAAAUUUUAUCUAUUUAUGAGGAAUUUUACUUCGCAAAAAUCAAAUCCAAGUGUAUAAUAUUAUCCAUUGAUGCAGGUUUUGUCCAAGAUCAGUGAACAAAUUUUAUUAACAAUUUUCCUGUCGUUUUUUCCCUUUUUACUGAAUUUAUUUCUUUGAAGGAAUAAAAAUUGAAAAUGAUGUUUGAAAAGGGAGCUUCAUUAACAUAUUUCGAUGUUUCGAACACAUAUUGUUCAUUGUAAAGUAAAGCGAAGGUUUUACAGCGCUUAACAUUUAGAUUUUGGGUUGACUUAAGUACAAAAAUUAGGUAUUAUGAAUAAAAUUAAAGCUUAAAUUUCUCUGAAAUUAUGCCAAAUCCCUGAAGAACUCACUAGCUUGCAAAUUGAUAGCUAAUAAUUUACAGGGCUUAACAUUUAGAUUUUGGGUUGACUUAAUUAAGUACGAAAAUUACGUAUUAUGGAUCAAAUUAAAGCUUUGAUUUCUCUGAAAUUAUUACCUGAAGAACUCACUUGCUUGCCAAUUGAUAUUUGAAGACGUAUUCUUGGUGAGGAGAGCUUCAGCUCAUGUCAGUCUUGUAGCGUCUGAGCGAUGCUGCCUAUAGGUAUUGCAAGCAUGCAUAGAGGGCGGCGCUGCGUCGGGAUCGCGCUGGUCUCACGGUGAGCCUCCCUCAUGUUCUUCUUUGGUCUUCCGGUCUGGAGUUGGCAAGUGAGACGGUGGCUUAACGUAGUUGAUGUAAGCCAAUAUAGAUUAAUUUUUGAAGAAUCUUUAACCUCAAAAGAAAUUUAUAAACGUCACAGGCAUCUUGAGUCCGGAUAUUUCACACGGAUUUUUUUGUAUGAUUUCCUUCUUUCAUAUAUAGCACAUAAAAAGUUUUAUUCUGUCAGUUUUUUUGUGCUCGUAAUUUCAUUUUGCACGAUUGACUGUAGGAUUCGUUCAUCUGCCUUGACCUCACAGUUCAUAUAUUUUUGGGAGGAGAUGGUUGUCGCGAUGCUUCCGUUUGGUGCUAGUUCAUUGUUGGCUCGGUUUUGGCGUAUUUUCAGAUAAUAACAAAACUUCGUUUACUCAAUGAAAGCAGGGGAUGGAUAUAUUCUCAAGCAAAUUGUUUAGCCUUCACCUCUUUUUAUAAAUACAUUUCAAUUAUACAAGUUAUACUAUCUAGAUGAACAAUUGAAAUUGCCUUUUUCGCCUCAUUCAAAAUCUCCUUUCUUAAUUUUCAAGCUACAAUAUUUUGAGACAAAUCCUUCGAUUUGUAAAACAGAAUAUCUAGCGGUUCUAGACGCCUUAUUUUCCGAUUUAUCUUUUCAUUGGAUUAUACAUAGUAAAAACUAUGGAGACGGAGUGCGAGCGGUGUAAAAAUGGAAAAAGUCUUCUUAAAAAAUGGCAUCUAGUGUCGCAUCUAGAUUUGCGGUACGAAUCGAAUGAUAUAAUACUCGAUGUUAUAGCUCGUAAAUUAAAAAACAGAGAUGAGAUUCAUAAAAUUCCCCACUUUAC